This is a messenger RNA of Phragmites australis (common reed), 1987 nucleotides long. RefSeq lists its product as uncharacterized. The record is from RefSeq and is a predicted model, not a curated record. NCBI's taxonomy places the organism in Eukaryota, Viridiplantae, Streptophyta, Magnoliopsida, Poales, Poaceae. Bases 482 to 1819 code for a protein of 445 amino acids. The transcript has a single exon.
GCUGCCACCCCGGGCCUGCCCUCGUAUUCCCGGCCGCAUUAAACAAGCCCAGCCGCGAACUGGCGCUCGAAAAAGUCGCAGCAGCUCCCGCGCGCUAAAAUACUCCUCCAAGGCGCAGACACAGACAAACACAAGCCAAACCAACACCACCACCGCCGCCUCUCAUCAGUAUCUCUCUCCUCUGCUCUGCAGGCUGCAGCUGCAGUGCGCGUCUUGUACAGCUCUCUCUCUCUCUCUCUGCUCAGCGCCUCAGCCUAGGCUAGCUUAACUCAUCUGCACAACGAAAGAGGAGGACGCGGCCCAGUGGUGGAGGCAAACCAGGCACAUCCAGCAUCCAGCAGCACCAGAAAAAUCCACCGGUUAAUCUCAUCUAGCUAGCCACUUUCUCUGUGCUCCGCAUGGCCGCGGUGUAGCUGAAGGCUACGCUAGAUCCUCCUUCGGGUGCAUACGAGCGUGCCCAGCCAAGAAAGGAGGAAAGAGGAUGGGGGAGAAGGCAGCGGACGCGGCGGCGGCGGCGGCGGGCACGGGGGACCAGGACGACGGACAGGCGGCGGCGGCGGCGGGACUGGACGGCAUCCAGUACUGCAGCGAGCACCCCUACCGGCCCGGCACGGCCGCGGCGUUGGUCGCCGGCGGGGGGAUAUGCGCGUUCUGCCUGCAGGAGAAGCUGGGGAGGCUGGUGUCCUCCUCCAAGUCCAGCCCUUUCUUCCCGCUCGGCGGCCACCCGCCGCCCUCCGGCUCCCCGUCGUCGCCACCGUCCUUCCGCCGCGCGGCCGAGCCGCCGCCGCCGCUCCAUCCCUCCGGCGCCUCGCGAAAGUUCAUCCCUUUCCACCGGAAGAAGACCCCCUCGUCGUCGUCGUCGUCGUCUUCCUCUGCCUCCGCGGCGCUGUCCGAGGGAGGCGUGCUGAAGAGGAGCAAGUCGGUGGCGCCGCGGCCCGAGGAGCAGUUCCCCUACUCGUCGGCGUCGUCGGUGACGGCCGAGAGCCCGCGCAAGAAGAGCUUCUGGUCGUUCCUCUACCUCUCCUCGUCCUCAUUCGCCUACGCGCAUCAGACCACCGCCUCCACGCCGUACACCAACGGGGGCGGCGCCGCCGCGAGGAGGAAGUCGGUGUCUGUGGCGUCGGCGGCGUGGGCGUCCAGGGGUGGCGCCGCGGCCGGCGUUGGCGCACAUGAUCAGCAGCUGCGCGCCGGGACGUCGUCGACGUUGGGGCGGACGCUGGAGGCCAUCGGCGAGCCGGAGAGCCCGAGCCAGGUGUCGUCCUCCUCUUCCUUCGGACGGAAGGUGGCGCGGUCGCGUUCCGUCGGGUGCGGCAGCCGCAGCUUCUCCGGCGACUUCCUGGAGCGCCUCUCCAACGGCUUCGGCGACUGCACGCUCCGGCGCGUCGAGUCCCACCGCGAGUCCAAGCCGCACAAGAUGCGCGGCGCCCUCGGCCACCUCGGCGGCGCCGCCGACGAUGAGGAUGGCGACGACGACGACGUGUACGAGCACCAGCACCGGAUCAAGUGCGCGGGGUUCUUUGGAAGCCUGGGCCCCGCGUCGUCUACCUACUGGCUCUCCGCGGCCAGCGGCGGCGUCGGCAGCGGCACGAGGAGGUCUGGCGGUCGCAGCCACCGGAGCUGGGCUUGGGCGUUGGCAAGCCCCAUGAGGGCGCUGCGGCCGACGACGAGCUCCACCUCCACGAAGACCAUCACGGUGGUGCCGCCCAGCCACGUGACUGUCCACGGCAACGGCAACGGCAACACGUCGACGUCGUCAUUGUCCAUAUCUUCCCCGACGCCAUCAUCUUCGGAGGCAACUGCCGCGGCCGUGGCGAAUUGAAAAUUUGAAGCUGCACAACCGGUUAAUUAUCUCUCCCAGGCCCUCCCCUCCCCUCUUGUUGAAUCGCCGCAUAUACAUCUCAUCCUCACUCGCUGCAUUUCCUCUGUCUUGUGUGUAAUUUCAAGAACAAACUACUCAAAGUUGAAAAUGUGCUGUGGAUUUUGGGUC